Molecule: messenger RNA, 156 nt
Organism: Trichoderma gamsii
Lineage: Eukaryota; Fungi; Ascomycota; Sordariomycetes; Hypocreales; Hypocreaceae
Exons: 3
Coding region: 1-156 (51 amino acids)
Source: RefSeq, a predicted model, not a curated record
AUGUUGGCUGGCACGAUCUGUGACAACGACAGGAUAGCCGUGGCUGAACAGAAAGAACGUGCUUUGCGUUGGCGUCGCGGUGCACCAUGCCCGUCAUCUGAUGAGACACCUUCUUCAAACUCUCCAAGAGGCCUAACUGUUCCAUCAUCCUCGUGA